UUUCAGACCAAAGUUUGGCAUAGCAGCCUUGCAGCGCGGCUUUUGAAUUCCUCGCCAAUGCGGCAUGGUCCGCUGGUCGGUUCUGACGUGGACACCAUUUGCAGCCUGGAGCGGGAGUGCCUAGCCCAGGACCAGGUGUGCCAGGCGCGGGUGGCGGCGGCGGAGGCCAAAGCCGGCGAGGCCAAGCUGGAGCUCGAGAGCCUGGCGCGGGCCCUGGCCCAGGAACGCCAGGAGCUGCUGGCGGCGCUGAUGCGCCAAGAGCGCGCCACGGAGGCGGAGGUCAGCAGAAGAACUAGGCAAGCGGAGAGCUGCGCACAAGCAGAGGAGCUCAAGCUGCUCAACGCCCAGCGAGCAUUGUCCGCAGCGGAGGCCCGGCGAGACCAGGUUCGGCGCCAGGC
Effrenium voratum is the source of this 398-nucleotide messenger RNA. Lineage: Eukaryota; Dinophyceae; Suessiales; Symbiodiniaceae. The record is from the annotation of a GenBank genome assembly.